AUGGAGGGUGCGCAACGACUCAGGGAAGACUAUCCAUGGAUACAAACACCCCUCGUAGUAGGUGCGCCGAUGCGCCUAAUAGCGCUGGCAGACAUGGCUGUUGAGAUUUCCAAAGCAGGCGGUUUAGGGUUUAUCGGGGUCGGGACAGACACUUCGAAUUUGUCCUCUGACCUACAGGCCGCGGCCAAACUGAUUGAAAAAUCCAGUCUUACGAUGAACCACGACGUCAUGCCCAUCGGCAUAGGAUUCAUCAACUGGGGGGCCGAUCUGGAUACCGCCAUCUCUCUGAUAGCACAGUACCGACCAGCUGCGGUGUGGUUCUUCGCACCUACCUCCAUCUCCUCAUUAUGCGAGUGGACUGCUCAAACCCGGAAAGCGUCCUCGCGGACAAAGAUUUGGGUGCAAAUCGGCAGCAUGAAAGAAGCGGCCGAAGUGAUGCAUGCCGCACGACCUGAUGCGCUCGUCGUCCAAGGCACCGAUGCAGGAGGUCAUGGUCUGGUUCAAGGCGCGAGUCUCAUCACCCUCUUGCCUGAAGUGUCCGAUAACGUUUAUGCCAUGUGCAAAGAAGAGGGGAUUUCUCCGGCCAUUCUCAUAGCGGCGGGCGGUGUAGUAGACGCUCGCGGUGCGGCUGCCGCUCUCGCGCUCGGAGCCUCGGGUGUCGUUCUGGGAACGCGGUUUCUGGCUAGCCCGGAAGCCAACAUAUCAAAAGGAUACAGGGAUGAGAUACUCCGUGCAAGCGACGGAGGUCAGUCCACCGCAAGAUCCAAGGUCUAUGAUAAUCUGCGGGGCACUACGGGAUGGUCGGAGACGCACAACGCACGGGGUGUGAUCAAUAAGAGCUACGUAGAUGCGAUGUCUGGCAUGGACGAAGAGGAAAACAAGAAGUUGUAUGAAGAAGAAAUGAAGAAAGGGGAUGCGGGCUGGGGGUUUGAGGCACGGAUGACAACGUAUGCUGGGAGCGGAGUGGGACUUGUGAGAGAGGUCAAACCGGCGGGCGACAUUGUCCGGGAGGUCAGGGACGGCUCGACAGCUGUGCUAGAGGGGUUGAGGGGUAGUCCAAUUGAGGUGAAGCUAUAA
Paraphaeosphaeria sporulosa is the source of this 1077-nucleotide messenger RNA. RefSeq names its product oxidoreductase 2-nitropropane dioxygenase. NCBI's taxonomy places the organism in Eukaryota, Fungi, Ascomycota, Dothideomycetes, Pleosporales, Didymosphaeriaceae. The transcript has 2 exons. Bases 1 to 1077 code for a protein of 358 amino acids. The record is from RefSeq and is a predicted model, not a curated record. Gene Ontology annotation, molecular function: nitronate monooxygenase activity.